GCGAUUUGCGAGACCCUUAACCACCGGGGGGAAAAGCAUCGAUGGGAAGAUAGUGGUGUGCUUUACGCGCAACCUUCCAUUAUCGCCCCAAAAAUACGAUACAGACGAGAAAGCAAAGAAGAAGAAGAAGUGUGUGAGCAAGUGCUUCCUUCCUCUCCCGUUCCCCUCCCCCGACCCCGAUCGAAUCGCUCGUCGAUUUCGAUUUCGCGAGGGGGAAUCAGGGGAUCCAGUUCCAUUGCUCUCUGACUUCUGAUCCUCGGAAGUGUUGUUGUCGCUUCUUCUUCUUUUUUUUCGAAUUUUCUGGACCAAUUAAGUCCCGAUUUUCGAAGAACGGGAGAGGAGGGUCUCCUCCAAUUCCCAUGCUCCGAGGCCUCGAGAUCCGAGUUUGAGGUCGUUUCUGCGAGCUCGCCGCCGGUGAUCUGCGCGAGAGCAUGGGCAACACGGGUAGCAACGGUGGAGGAGGCGCCCCUGGUCACCGCCGUCGGGGCUCCGGCCACGGCCACGGCCACCACCACCAGGCGCCGCCGCCUCCCCAGCAGCCGGAGGUUGCCCCGAACCGCUACGUGUUCGCUGCCGCCACGCCUUACCCGCCACAGUACCCCAACCCCAACCCGCCGCAGUACUACCCGCAAUACGGGAACUAUUACCCGCCGCCGCCGCCGUCCGUGCAGGUGCCCCUCCCGGCGCCCUACGACCACCACCACAGGGGCGCUGCGCCGCCACCCAACGCUGCCGCCGGUGAGUUCCCGCCCUCGGUCCACUCCCACCACUACCCCGGGUGGGCUGGACGGUACCCCUACGGACUCCAACCGCCUAUGCCCACGCCGUACGUCGAGCACCAGAAGGCAGUUACCAUCCGGAACGACGUCAACCUCAAGAAGGAGACUCUUCGGAUUGAGCCUGAUGAAGGGUGUCCCGGCCGCUUCCUCGUUGCCUUCACCUUCGACGCCACCGUCGCCGGAAGCAUGAUUGUCUACUUCUUUGCAAAGGAAGAGCUCAACUGCAACCUAACAGCAGUGAAAGCAGACUUGAUUAAGCCUGUUACCGUUAGCUUCAAAGAGGGUCUUGGCCAGAAGUUCAGGCAACCUUCAGGGACAGGAAUUGAUUUCUCAGCGUUCGAAGACUCUGAGUUGUUGAAACAGGGGGGCAUGGAAGUAUAUCCGCUUGCAGUUAAAGCUGAAACAAUAUUGUCAGUUGAUCCACCAUCAGAAGGGGGAGACCAGAAGAUAAAAACUCCAAACUCACAGAUCACACAGGCUGUGUUUGAAAAGAAAGAAAGUGGGGACUAUCAAGUAAGAGUUGUCAGUCAGAUCCUUUGGGUAAAUGGAACUAGGUAUGAAUUGCAGGAAAUAUAUGGAAUAGGAAACUCUGUGGAAGGGGAUGGUGAUGCAAAUGAUCCUGGGAAAGAAUGUGUUAUCUGCCUCUCGGAGCCAAGGGAUACUACUGUCCUUCCAUGUAGGCAUAUGUGCAUGUGCAGUGAGUGUGCCAAGGUGCUGAGGUACCAGACCACCCGGUGCCCCAUCUGUCGUCAGCCUGUUGAGCGGUUGCUCGAGAUCAAAGUGAACAAUAAAUCUGAAGAGCAGCUUCAGCAGCCGUCCCAAUCGCCUCCGCUACCUCCACCCCCUUCUCUACAUCAGGAAGAAGUGUAGCUGCAACCAAUCUCAGGACAGCGCAAAACAUUAUAUGCUUCUAGAUUGCGGCCUUCAGGCCUUCCCCUUCAGGGUGCUCACUCGUUUGAGCAUAUGGGAUGUAAAACUUGCCUCGGUUACCUGUAGUGUAUGUAAGCAUGUUGAAGCUUCUGGCAUCAUCAUGUGGCUUGCUGACUCCCGUGGGGGGUCUGGCGGAUGCCAAGAUGGGUGGGUGUAAAACAUCUGAUACAUUCAUGCGUGUACUGUUGAAUAUCUGAAGAAGUGCAGCAGGAGGGCGUGCCUCAUGCCUAUUUGGUUUCCUCCACCAGGGGAGGAGAAAAAGAGGAACAGAAGGAGACCCCAGAUUUGUACAAAGUUUGAUGAUUCCUAUGAUAUCAUAUUUUACCGUGAUGGUGAUACCUUACU
This is a messenger RNA of Brachypodium distachyon (stiff brome), 2054 nucleotides long. RefSeq names its product probable E3 ubiquitin-protein ligase LUL2. The transcript has 3 exons. The record is from RefSeq and is a predicted model, not a curated record. NCBI's taxonomy places the organism in Eukaryota, Viridiplantae, Streptophyta, Magnoliopsida, Poales, Poaceae. Gene Ontology annotation, molecular function: ubiquitin protein ligase activity. Gene Ontology annotation, biological process: protein ubiquitination. The coding region runs from base 432 to 1649 and encodes 405 amino acids.